AUGCAACAAAGGACGACCGCGCCAGCUGGUCCACCGGCCUCUGCAUCUUCCGGAAAGCAAGUGGUUGAGCUCAACGGGUACGUUAUCAUUCUGGUCGAGAGCCGCGAUGGCAAAAUCAAACUCUACGGUAGUCCGGCCGACAAGGACAACCUGGAGGUUGCGGACGAGAUACUGGACGUUAACGAACGCAAACUGGAAGACUCGCCCCGCGCGGAAGUUAUUAAGCACAUACACGAGUGUAUCCAGUCGUGCAUGAUAAAGUUGCGUGUCAAACGGCGAAGCGACUCCCGUCUAGCCGGCGAGCUUGGCAAUGCGGUGCAGGAUGCGUUCGUCAUUGCGGUCGAGCAGCAGGCCCGAGAGCGGCUCCAACGAUUGUCCGCCCUCAAGCGCAUCACACCGGUCGACAUGUCACAGCUUUCGAUCAAACUCAACCAACAGAGCCAGGCCAAGGGUGGUGCCACACAAGAUUUGAGCUUCCUGAAGGAGGCGUCCCCGAUCUACGUGACGUCGCUCUCGGGGAACAGUGUUACGGGUACCAACACCAGCACGACGGUGACGGCCGGCGUGAAGCCGGCCACCUUUACCGCAGGCUCCAGCAACAACAACAACAACAACACCAACACCCUUGGGGGCCAACAGACUGCAAUCAACAACCUGAACAACAACAUCAACAGCACCUGUCUUACGGCCGGUGCAGGCGUAAGCAUCGGUGUCGCCGGCACCAGCGGCAACAUUGUGGUGCGGCAGCAACCUCAACCGGGACCUUCCUCCAGCGGCACCAGCAGCAUCGUUUCCUCCGGCGGUGGCUACGCAAACAUUCGCCAACUGCCGGGCGGCGGCCUGGCCGCGAUCCCAGCGGGAUCGCAGCCGUUGAAGGGGACGCAGGCGGCUGACCAAGUGGCCACCGGUAGCACUAACAACAAUAACACACUAGCUCUUAGCGGCGGCGUGACCGCGACGCAUCACCUCCAUCACAGUCUUGUAAAUAACAAUAACCUCACCAACAGGCCGCAGGGGUUCGAUACUACCGCCAACAGUUACUAUAGCAAUCUAACUAACACCUUCCUAUCGAAUGGUCAUGGUUCCAAGAGAGAGCUGGCAACACUGUCCGAGGGUGAACUCGAACCACCGGACGAGCCGCAGUACGAGUCGAGCGGAAACAUAUCGCGCGGUGGCACCGAGGUUCUGCUGGGCGAUCAGCAUCUGCGCCAGGAAAAUCGGCCCCGCAGACGCAGCGGCUCCAGCAUCGUGGUGCUGGGCGGUGAUGACACACUGAAGCCCUCGAUACCGAUUGAUGACUAUCAGGAAGAUUUGGAAAUGUACAAUAUGUUAGCGGCGAAUCAGGACAAUGGACCACACCGGGAAAUGGCUGUCGAUGUACCUGAAUCAUUUAUAGCCAGAAACAAAACGCCUCCUCGCUAUCCACCGCCACGGAGCACGGCGUCCGGAGUGCCACCGCCGGCCACGCCAGCGGCACCGGCCUCGACGACGCAGGUAAAUCACGUAUCCAACGCAAUGCCCCAGGUUCCGAAGGUGGUCCAUCAUCAUCAUCACCCGGCAAACGGCGGCGGCGGCGGCGGUGGCGGAGUCUCGCUGGAGCUGGAACCGCUCGACGCGUACGGCGAUCGGCACCUGUCCUCGCUGGACAGUAGCCAGGAGUACGUGAAGAAGGGCGGCUCCAGCAAGGGCCCGUCCUCGCUCGGUUCGGUCACCAGCGAGUUCGAACCGUCGGGGAUGAUGAACGGGAGCGGCGGCGGUGGUGGUUACGGUAACGUGCGCAAGCAGACCGACCGAGAUCACCACCGGGGCGGCUCCCUGAGCACCACGCGGAGCGCCUCCUCCUCCUCGUCGUCGUCGUCGGGUGAUCUCGGGCCGCCCGAGUACGAUCUGGGGCCCCACCGGGAACUCCCCGUGGACGUGCCGGACAGCUUUGUCGAGAUCAUAAAGGCGCCACCGCGCUACCCGCCGCCCAAACCAUUGAUCAUUAAAGAUGUUAUCAAAAAGAAAGAAUCAUGCUCGUCGAACGAAUCCAUUGCUAAGCCAAAACCGCAAUCCCAGUCACCGGCCCGUAACGAGCUGAACGGGUCAUCGAAACCGGUGCCGCCACCGCGCGAUCAUCUGCGGAUAGAGAAGGACGGCCGGCUCACCAAUCGUGCACCAGUACCCGCUCCACAAGUGCCAGAUCGUAAGGCUGUGCCGAUCGCAUCACAGCAGCCCCAGCAUAUCGGCCAAGUCCUGGAACCGACCCCGGAUCAGCUGGAUAGCAUUAAGAAGUUCCAGGAACAACUUCGGCGCAGACGGGAGGACGAAGAAAGAAUAGCGGCCCAGAAUGAAUUCCUACGCAACAGCUUACGCGGAUCGCAGCGGCUGCGCGCGCUCCAAGAUAAUCCCAUCGAGAAGCCCCCGGUCGGUGUUGACAACGAGGCGUACGCCGACGAUGAGGUGGUGCAGGAGAAAAUUAUUGGCUACAGUGAACUGGUGGCGGCUCUCCAGCGACUGCAGGGUCACCUCAACAAGCACGGGUUGGCAUCACUCGCUGGCAGGGUGACCGCCGCUCAAAGCUUGCUGCUGGGCCCCGGUAUCGCCCGUGCCCUAGCCGUCAGGUCGGCGGUCCUGGAACGGCGGCGACCGAAGGUGCAGAAUCCAAUUUGCUCAAAUGCUCAAGCCCUGGCCAAGGAUUGCGUUGAAUCGCUGGCGCAAUCCGGUUCACCGGCCGCAAUAGAACUGUGUGAUCUGCUGUCCACGUACGAAAUGGAGGGACUGCUGCUCGCUCACGAUCGGAUCGCCACGACCACCGAUCGGUCACCGGUCGUCUCCUACGGUGGUAGCCCGAUCAACGCCACGCUGCCAUCUCUAAGCAACAACAUCAACAAUAACACCUUGACCAGCAGCGCGGUCAAACCGGCCACGGUCAUGCCAUCAAUUCCAAAUAACACUAGUUUAGUGAACAAUAACAAUAACAAUAUCGCUAAGAGAGAACCGAUGAGUGUGCCGCUCGGUGUGCUGCGUGACGGUAGCCAGGAUCACAUCAAAAUCAUCCAGAUCGAAAAAUCGUCGGAACCGCUCGGGGCGACCAUCCGCAACGAGGGCGAAGCGGUCGUGAUUGGGCGCGUGGUGCGCGGUGGGGCCGCCGAAAAGUCGGGUCUGCUGCACGAGGGUGACGAAAUACUCGAGGUGAACGGUAUCGAAAUGCGGGGCAAAUCGGUGAACGACGUGUGCGCCCUGCUCGGGUCGAUGACGGGCACACUGACGUUCCUGGUGGUCCCGGCUGGUAUCCCACAGAUCAUGCCGGGAAUGGGAAUGCGCGAUCCGCCCGUGCUGCACGUGCGCGCCCACUUCGAUUACGAUCCCGAGGACGACCUGUACAUACCGUGCCGGGAGCUGGGCAUCAGCUUCCAGAAGGGUGACGUGCUGCACGUGAUUUCGCGGGACGACCCGAACUGGUGGCAGGCGUACCGGGAGGGUGAAGAAGACCAAACGCUUGCCGGCCUGAUACCGAGCCAAUCGUUUCAGCAUCAGCGCGAAUCGAUGAAGCUGGCCAUUGCCGGGGAGGUUGGGUUGCGCACGCGGAAGGACAUCAACGGCAAGGCGGGCGGUGGGUCCACUUUGCUGUGCGCCCGGAAGGGGCGCAAGAAGAAGAAGAAGGCAAGCAGCGAGCACGGGUAUCCGCUGUACGCCACGGCCACGGCCGACGAUCCCGAUCCGGAGGAGAUUCUCACCUACGAGGAGGUGGCCCUGUACUACCCACGGGCGUCCCACAAGCGACCGAUCGUGCUGAUUGGCCCGCCGAACAUUGGACGCCACGAGCUGCGGCAGCGCUUGAUGGCUGACUCGGAGCGUUUCGCGGCCGCCAUUCCUCACACCUCCCGGGCACAGCGGGAAGGUGAAGUCCCCGGACAGGAUUAUCACUUCAUCUCGCGACAACAGUUUGAGUCGGACAUUUUGGCGCGCAAGUUUGUCGAGCACGGAGAAUACGAAAAGGCAUAUUACGGCACAUCACUGGAGGCAAUUAGGGCCGUGGUCGCUAGUGGCAAGAUAUGCGUGCUGAACCUGCACCCGCAGAGCUUAAAGUUGCUUCGCUCGUCCGAUCUGAAGCCGUACACCGUACUGGUGGCGCCGCCGAGUUUGGAAAAGCUACGCCAGAAGCGAAUACGGACCGGGGAACCGUACAAGGAAGAGGAGCUUAAAGAGAUCAUCGCGACGGCACGUGACAUGGAGGCACGAUGGGGCCACCUGUUCGAUAUGAUUAUCAUCAACAAUGAUACGGAGCGGGCCUACCACCAGCUGCUGGCGGAGAUUAACUCUCUCGAGCGCGAACCCCAGUGGGUGCCGAGUAGCUGGCUUCACAACUAAAUCGUGUGGCUGUUGCGGUUGGAACCGCUUGUGGCUUGUGAGAAUAAGACAUUCGGCGUGUCCGGCACACAGUAUUAAUCCACAAGCGAUGGUGCGCCGGCACCGGUUGAUCCGAGCGUGUGGCAAUGAGAGAGCAGCAACAACAGGGGACAGUCACAAGACUUGAUACGGGAAUCGCAUCCCACGAAUCCCGGUACGGCGCCCGCAGCAGGGACAUAGAGAACUCUUUAGGAACUUAUAUCUAUACGUAUAUCCGUAUCCCCACGCAUGAAGCAUACAUAGAUGCUUAUUACUUUACUCUAAUUGUUGUUAUGUUAUGUUCGUUUCUGUGCUCGACAAUUGCACAAACAGCUUCGGGGCAACAAUAUAAACACUUCCACUAUAGGUUUUUCGCCUUAGAUCCAAUUGUAUAGGUUUGCAACGGCAGGGGAACACACAUGGUGAACGUCGACUUGCGGAGCACCUCUUUCCCUGGGUUGGUGUGGUGGUGUUUUGUUAAUACGCGAAGCCGAUCGGUGAUCGGAGCGCGGCAGUACUGCUUAAAA
Messenger RNA from Anopheles bellator, 4898 nucleotides. RefSeq lists its product as uncharacterized. The record is from RefSeq and is a predicted model, not a curated record. Gene Ontology annotation, cellular component: adherens junction; plasma membrane. The coding region runs from base 1 to 4353 and encodes 1450 amino acids. Gene Ontology annotation, molecular function: protein binding. The transcript has 16 exons. Gene Ontology annotation, biological process: protein localization to plasma membrane; establishment or maintenance of polarity of embryonic epithelium; morphogenesis of an epithelial sheet. Lineage: Eukaryota; Metazoa; Arthropoda; Insecta; Diptera; Culicidae.